Messenger RNA from Dryobates pubescens (Downy woodpecker), 940 nucleotides. It is a transcript of the gene MPHOSPH6, whose product is annotated as M-phase phosphoprotein 6. NCBI's taxonomy places the organism in Eukaryota, Metazoa, Chordata, Aves, Piciformes, Picidae. Gene Ontology annotation, biological process: maturation of 5.8S rRNA. Bases 69 to 566 code for a protein of 165 amino acids. The record is from RefSeq and is a predicted model, not a curated record. The transcript is spliced from 5 exons.
GGCGUGCGCGGCCGCAGCGCUACGCGAGGACGGGGAUCCAGUGCGGCCUGCGUGCAGCGCCGGCCGCCAUGGCCGGCGACGUGAAGACGAAGUUGUCCAAGAACCUGCUGCGCAUGAAGUUCAUGCAAAGGGGUUUGGAUUCACAAACUAAAAAACAACUAGAAGAGGAAGAAAAGAAGAUAAUUAGUGAAGAACACUGGUAUCUUGAUUUACCAGAUCUAAAGGAGAAAGAGAGUUUUAUAAUAGAAGAGAGGAGCUUUAUGCCAUGUGAGGAUCUACUUUAUGGCAGAAUGUCCUUCAAAGGAUUCAACCCAGAAAUCGAGAAGUUAAUGAUCCAAAUGAAUUCCAAGUGCAAAGAAAAAGAAAUUGAAGUGGAUGAGAAAAUGGAGGCCGAUGUGUCAGAUGAAGAAAUGGCCAGAAGAUAUGAAACAUUAGUGGGAACAAUAGGGAAGAAGUUCAUGAGAAAAAGAGACCAGCGUGUACUCCAGGAUGAAGAUGAAGAUGGGAGUAGUAGCAUAAGACCUAGCAAGAAAGCUAAGAAGAAGUUCUUAAAACCUCAGGAUUAAUGUCAGUGGCACAAUUGGACCUAUAGAAGUGUUGCCUACCAAAUACAACAUCAUGGACUGGAGAUUAUUUGGAGUUUUUGCCAUUUAAUGUAAAGGAGAGAUUUGUAACUCUUGAGUCUGUUCUCACUGAAAGUUCGACCAUCCGCAUGAGAAACAUAUUUCCACGUGGAUGUGUGUAUAAUGGAUGUCAUACAUCCUGUCCUCUCAGCAGCUUUUAAUGUGUGGGGCACUAAUCCCAUCAGUCUUUUUAAAUGUUGUGGGUAGCUAGAUGAUGUGUCACAGGCAAUUGAGCAACAAUGUUUACAAUUUACGAGAGCAUCCGGAAGAAGUAUUUGGAGCUCAGAUGAGCUUUGUCCAACCCAGUAAGGCGGUUC